Eurytemora carolleeae is the source of this 1012-nucleotide messenger RNA. RefSeq names its product acrosomal protein SP-10. Bases 1 to 555 code for a protein of 184 amino acids. The transcript is spliced from 4 exons. The record is from RefSeq and is a predicted model, not a curated record. Lineage: Eukaryota; Metazoa; Arthropoda; Copepoda; Calanoida; Temoridae.
AUGAAGAAAGCAGAACUUAGUAUCACAAUAGUUGAAGUUGUAAAGGAGUUAGGGGUUUCACCAUCUCAGGCUGGAGGAAUACCGUCCAUCACUAACUUUUGCUUUCUCUCAUCUUCACCCUUCGCCAGCAUGCUCUGUUUCAAGUUCUCAUUUAGGAAGGUGGCAGCUGCAGGGGCUACAUUGUCAGGGGCUACACUGUCAAGUAAACAUGUUGCAGGGGCUACACUGUCUGUUAAACAUGUUCCAGGGGCUACAUUGUCAGGUAAACAUGUUGCAGGGGCUAAACUGUCAGGUGAACAUGUUGCAGAUGCUACACUGUCAGGUAUACAUGUUGCAGGGGCUACACUGUCAGGUAAGCAUGUUGCAGGGGCUAGAUUGUCAGGUAAACAUGUUUCAGUGGUUACACUGUCAGGUAAACAUGUUGCAGGGGCUACACUGUCUAUUAAACAUGUUGCAGGGGCUAGAUUGUCAGGUAAACAUUUUGCAGGGGCUACACUGUCAGGUAAACAAGUUGCAGGGGCUACACUGUCUGUUAAACAUGUCCCAGGGGCUUGAUUGUCAGGUAAACAUGUUGCAGGGGAUACACUGUCAGGUAAACAUGUUGCAGGGGCUACACUGUCAGGUAAAAAUGUUGCAGGGGCUACAAUGUCAAGUAAAAAUGUUGCUGGGGCUACACUGUCAGGUAAACAUGUUGCAGGGGGUACACUGUCAGGUAACAUGUUGCGGGGGCUACACUAUCUUUUAAACAUGUUACAGGGGCUACACUGUCUGUUAAACAUGUUGCAGGGGUUAGAUUGUCAGGUAAGCAUGUUGCAGGAGCUACACAGUCAAGUAAACAUGUUGCAGGGGCUACACUGUCAGUUAAACAUGUUGCAGGGGCUACACUGUCAGGUAAACAUGUUGCAGGGGCUGCACUGUCUGUUAAACAUGUUGCAGGGGCUAGAUUGUCAGGUAAACAUGUUGCAGGGGCUACACUGUCAGGUAAGCAUGUUGCAGGGGCUACACUGUCAGG